AUGAGGCGACGACUGACAACUCUGGUCAAUAGUCGAGCUUCAAGGAAGACUUCUGAGGAUGCAGAGGACAAUAGCCGGUAUUAUGAUUUUGACAGUGUGGCUGUCAGUUCAAGGCCGCACUCCCCUUUUAUCGAUCGACAACGACUAUCGCCGCCGCUAGAAAGACAGUUGCAGCAUGCGUGCCUCGUUCUGUAUCAGAAAAUACAAUUUCCAGAGAGGUGGGAAGAUUUCGGCAAAUGCACGAACCCAACGAGUGAUAGCCAUUCAUCCUGCAAAAUCUCUUCGUUUACCGUCCCAGAUCAUAUAGCUGCGGAUGUUGAUGUUGUCCCCGCUUGUGAUCAGGACAGGCUGUUGAACGAGAAUCAAAAAACUGUUUCGAAUAUGAAAAACCGACAUCGCAUCGGCAAAAAUGUUGAUUCGGAAUGGAAGCGAGAUUCAACCCACGGACGGGCCAUGUGUGCCCUCGAACAAUCAUUUGCAUCACGUACCGUGUGUGGCAAUGGCGCUUCAACAACAUUUCAGAAUCAGUUCGGUGGUAGAGCAACUUUUGCGAAUGAUACUGUUAACGGGUCCCCAGAGCUUCGAAGCAGUUUCAGCCCACAAACACAAAUGAGAAAUCAUAACGAUUUCUCAUUCGUACACGGUAUAUCAAUAAACGCCCCGACAAUCGAGGAGCGUGCUCCCGAUGAAGCCGGGCAGCACAGAGAUAUUGGAGAAUUGACUGGAAUGCUAACGAAAUCUACCAAUCGAGAAUUCCAGUCCCCAGUUUCCGCAACACUAUUGCGAAAUAUCUCACACUCCUGGCAGCAGAUAUCGCACAAAUUUCAACUAGAACGAUACGACACCAUUUCGGUUUUCGAACUGGAAAAGUCUCUACUACAGGAUGAUCUUAAAGCCCGCUCAGCGGACCUGGCCAACCGGAAAUACAAAUCCGACAUCAUCCAAACCCCAAUCCUUCUUGAUGAAUGUGAGACAGAUUCAUCCAUCAACACACUUACCGAUACGGAAUCAUGUAGCUCCCAAUCCUCAAGCGGCAUGGUAAUAAUUGACGAGAAUGGCUUGGAGAAAGUGAUGACGCUUGCUGAGGAAAAGCGACGCCGUUUGGCCCUUGAACGCGCAGUUAUGGCGAAAAUGUCUGGCGGCCUUCUUGCUCCAAUACCUAAUAGGGAUAAAGCUGUGGCCCCCCCACUCGAACCCGCCAAAUCCACCAACCUCACUAGCUUCGUUUAG
Messenger RNA from Paracoccidioides lutzii Pb01, 1230 nucleotides. RefSeq lists its product as hypothetical. The record is from RefSeq and is a predicted model, not a curated record. The transcript is spliced from 2 exons. The coding region runs from base 1 to 1230 and encodes 409 amino acids.